Messenger RNA from Camellia sinensis, 558 nucleotides. NCBI's taxonomy places the organism in Eukaryota, Viridiplantae, Streptophyta, Magnoliopsida, Ericales, Theaceae. The record is from RefSeq and is a predicted model, not a curated record.
AUGGAUCCACAGGUUCUUGAAGAUCGCGUAAGGAAGCAAGACAAAGUAAUAAGAAGAAUGACGAUUGACAUAGAGUCUAUGAAGAGCCGGAUAAAAGGCAAAGGGAAGAAAAAAGGAGUCGGAAGACAGAGAAACAGGAUUCGAAGCAGAGAAAGUCGAAAAAGACGAAGACAGAGAAGGAAGAUUCGAAGAAAAAGAAGAGCAGUGAAGAAGAAAGACGAGUUAAAAGACGGACUUCUCAAGAUGAUGAUGAUGAUGGUUCUGAGUCGGAGGAAGAACAAUUGCAUGACCAAAGAGAAGGAUGCAGCAGCAACAAAAAAGAGUCGGAAGACAGAGAAACAGGAUUCGAAGCAGAGAAAGUCGAAAAAGACGAAGACAGAGAAGGAAGAUUCGAAGAAAAAGAAGAGCAGUGAAGAAGAAAGACGAGUUAAAAGACGGACUUCUCAGGAUGAUGAUGAUGAUGGUUCUGAGUCGGAGGAAGAACAAUUGCAUGACCAAAGAGAGGGAUGCAGCAGCAACAAAAAGCUAGCUGAACCAAAAUUAACACAGACGGAGUAA